GUGCCAUAUAGUAUGCAGCAGCCGGAGGAGUCACGUUGGGGGAACAGCAGAAAGCAGCUAUCCGUUUACACUACUUUGCUCUAGCAGCUAUCUUAAUGAUUGCAAGUGCGGCGGACAUCAAGCAGGAGAAUGGGAUGGAAAGCGCCUCGGAAGGACAGGAGGCGCACCGAGAAGUGGCGGGGGGCGCGGCGGCUGGGCUGAGCCCCCCGGCUCCAGCCCCUUUCCCUCUGGAGCCGGGGGACGCCGCGGCUGCCUCCAGGGUAAGCCGGGAAGAAGGGGCAGCGGCGGCCGGAGCGGCAGAUCAGGUACAACUCCACUCGGAACUUCUGGGCAGGCACCAGCACACAGCCUCCGCGCAGCCCCCGCUGGCCUUCUCGCCGGACCAUGUCGCCUGCGUGUGCGAGGCGUUGCAGCAGGGGGGCAACCUGGACCGCCUGGCCCGGUUCCUGUGGUCCCUGCCCCAGAGCGACCUGCUACGUGGCAACGAGAGCCUGCUGAAGGCGCGAGCGCUCGUGGCCUUCCACCAGGGCAUCUACCCUGAGUUGUACAGCAUCCUCGAGAGCCACAGCUUCGAGUCGGCCAACCAUCCGCUGCUGCAGCAGCUCUGGUACAAGGCGCGCUACACCGAGGCCGAGCGAGCGCGCGGCCGGCCGCUGGGCGCCGUGGACAAGUACCGGCUGCGCAGGAAAUUCCCCUUGCCCCGCACCAUCUGGGACGGCGAGGAGACGGUGUAUUGUUUCAAGGAGAAGUCGCGCAACGCGCUCAAGGAGCUCUACAAGCAGAAUCGCUACCCUUCGCCCGCCGAGAAGCGGCACCUAGCCAAGAUCACCGGCCUCUCCCUCACCCAGGUCAGCAACUGGUUCAAGAACCGGCGGCAGCGCGACCGGAACCCCUCCGAGACCCAGUCCAAAAGUGAAUCAGACGGCAACCCCAGCACUGAAGACGAAUCCAGCAAGGGACAUGAGGAUCUGUCUCCUCACCCACUAUCGGGUGCAUCCGAUGCCACCUCCAACCUCAGUCUUUCUAGCCACAUGGAGCCAGUAUAUAUGCAACAAAUUGGAAAUGCUAAGAUAUCACUAAGCUCUUCUGGAGUUUUGCUGAAUGGAAGCUUGGUACCUGCAAGUACUUCACCUGUCUUCCUUAAUGGUAAUUCUUUUAUUCAGGGACACAAUGGCGUUAUCCUUAAUGGACUGAAUGUGGGAAAUGCACAGACAGUGUCACUGAACCCAUCAAAAAUGUCUUCAAACAUUGUGAGCAAUGGCAUAGCCAUGACGGACAUCCUGGGCUCUACCUCCCAGGAUGUGAAAGAAUUCAAAGUCCUCCAGAGUUCUGCUGUGAACUCAGCAGCCACCACCUCCUACAGCCCUAGUGCCCCCGUGUCAUUCCCAGGGCUGAUACCCUGCACUGAAGUGAAAAGGGAAGGCAUCCAGACAGUGGCCUCCCAGGAUGGGGGCUCUGUGGUGACGUUUACUACACCAGUGCAAAUUAACCAGUAUGGCAUUGUCCAGAUCCCUAAUUCCGGAGCAAACGGCCAGUUCCUUAACGGGAGCAUUGGAUUCUCUCCACUGCAGCUGCCUCCUGUCUCUGUAGCAGCUUCACAAGGUAAUAUUUCAGUAAAUGCAAGCACUUCAGACGGAAGCACGUUUACAAGUGAAUCCACCACAGUCCAGCAUGGCAAACUGUUUCUGAGCCCUCUUGCCCCCAGUGCAGUGGUAUACACUGUUCCUAAUUCAGGCCAGACUAUAGGAGCUGUGAAGCAGGAAGGCCUAGAAAGAGGCCUGGUUUUUUCUCAGUUGAUGCCUGUCAAUCACAAUGCACAACUAAAUGCAAGCCUAUCUUCUGAAGAUAUCUCUGGAAGCGGCCUCCACCCCCUGGCCUCCUCACUAGUUAAUGUGUCCCCAGCUCACAGUUUUUCCCUGUCUCCCCCUACACUACUAAAUCCCACUGAGCUAAACCCUGACAUUGCUGAGAGUCAGCCAAUGUCUGCACCUGUGGCAAGCAAAUCUACUGUGACAUCUGUCAGCAAUACUAACUAUGCAACCCUUCAGAACUGUUCCCUUAUUGCUAGUCAAGACCUAUUGUCAGUCCCUAUGACUCAGGCUGCCCUAGGGGAAAUGGUUCCUACAGCUGAAGACACGGUGGGUCAUGCCUCACCAGUGGCGGUACACCAGGAUUUUGUCAGAGAACACCGCUUGGUUCUGCAGUCGGUAGCUAACAUAAAAGAGAAUUUCCUACGCAAUUCUGAGAACAAAGCAACAAACAACUUAAUGAUGUUGGACUCCAAAUCCAAAUAUGUCCUGGAUGGCAUGGUUGAAACUGUCUGUGAAGAGCUGGGAACCGACAAAAAAGAGCUGGCCAAGCUCCAGACUGUCCAGUUGGAUGAAGAUAUGCAAGACUUAUAAGCCUGAUUCACUAUGCGCAUACCCCGCUUCUCCAUCAGCAGCAACUCUUUUUUCCCUGUGAAGCCCUGAAGAUGGAGAGGCUUUACUCCCUUAGAGGAAAGCGCUCUCCCUGUGCAAGCAAAUGUACUUGGAUUGAUCUGCAUGAAGAUCAUAGUUAAGUAUACAGGAGUGGAACUACAUUGCUGAAGCCUUUCUGCUCACAUCAGUUCGCUUUUAAAUACAUGGCGACCAGGCAACAACUGAAGGGUAUCAAACCAUCGUAUAUCAUUUAGUCAGCAAUAUAAUUCUAAGGCUGAAAUGGUACAUGAUAGUGUUUUAAAAUGUAUACACCUAACCCUGAAAACUCAGUAACAGCUACAGGCCGUUAGAAGCAAUGCAGUUGUUUUUUGUUUACUUUUACUCCAUGGGCAUUGAGAUGGUUAAGAAACAAUGGCACUCCAGAUUAUUAUAAGGGUAUAUUUUUUGAAUUAAGUAGCUUAUAUAUGUGUGUUUGUGUGUACAUACACACAUUCAUUGUUUUCAGCAUUUGGGGGAAAGGCUGUGCGUGUUUCCAAAUGUGAUUGCUAAUCGUUAAAUGUGUCAGAGAAGGUUUGAAACUCCACUAAACUCUGACACUACUUGGGUAUGAAUGUAAAUAUGCCAGUUCUAUAAAGAGGAUUUGAGUAAGUACGGGGAAUUUUUAUUUAUACCAUGUAUGUCUCUUAGUCCUUAGGCGCUAUGAACUGAAAAGAAAAAUGUUUUCUUACUGUUUAAUUUAUAUUUAUUGUUUGAGCAGGAAUAGGACAUCUUUGUUUCCAACCAAGUUUUUUUUUUUCUUUUUUUGUGAUUUUUUUUAUCAAGAGUCUCUCAAGGUCAAUGUUAACACUGAAACAGGAACUUUUAACCCCCAAUACUGGAAUUUUGGUACUUGUCGUCACAUUUUUCUUUAGAAACUUUGAUUCAUUUAAAUAUGUUUUGUUUGUUUGUUUGUUUUGGUUUUUCGAGACAUGGUUUCUCUGUGUUGUUUUGGAGGCUGUCCUGGAACUCGCUUUGUAGACCAGGCUGGCCUCGAACUCACAGAGAUCUGCCUGCCUCUGCCUCCUGAGUGCUGGGACUUAAGGCGUACGCCAUCAACGCCCGGCUCAUUUAAACAUGUUUUAUAUAGACUCCUAUGUGCCUUUUUACCUUGUGGCCUUUUUGAUUAGCAGUAAGGUGCAAAAGCAUCAACAAAAGUGUUGCUGGCUCUCUUGCACUUUCAAGCAGGGUUAAGUUUACCACAGAGCCCCUUUGUAUGCAAGGACUUAAGUCCCACUCAAUAUUAUGUGGAUGUUUGUCAUACCAAUGGAUAAACAAUUAGCUUUAAUGCUUUUCGUUGUGAUGAAAGUUAAAAAAAAAAAGUACGGAAGACCAUGAAGAUCAAUUCUGCAGGUCGUGAAUACAGCCAUUUUAAAGUAGACAAAGUAUACUUAAGUUGUACUAGGCAAACUUCCAUCUCAUUGAAGCUCCAUUCUCAGUGUUUUGAAUUAGUUGGUACACUGUGACACAUGACUGUUGCCUGCCCUAUUUUGUCAUAUCUCCAUUACGAGCAAAUAUCUGUAGGAUAUUUCCUUGAAUAAUGUUGUCAGCUGCGUUUUAAAGUUUUAGCAGGACUUUGAACCCAAGAUGUAACAAUGCAAAUACCUUCGUGUCAUUAGUGCAGAGCAUCUCAGAUUUAAGAAAGUGAUCUUUUCAACGGGGACUUUCAGUUGUUACACAUAAAGAUAAGACCACACCUUGUUUUCUUUAAGACGGGAAAGAACUGCAUGAUUUCUAACAUGCUCCUCCCCAUCUGAGUUCGUCGAGUAAGGGUCAUCGAGUAUUUAGCAUUUGCUGUUAUUACAGAGGGAACUUUCAGUCUACAUAAUGAGCCCUAUGAAAAAUUCCUUGCCAUCAUUUUGAUUUAAAAAAAAAAACUUUAAGCUCCAUUUUGUGAAAUUGGUGAAUGUCCCUCAAUUGCUGAAAUCCGUGGUUUGGACCCAAAGUUGUUUGUUUUGGAGUUUUUGUUUUGUUUAAACAAAGCCAGUUGUUUUAGUGUGGUCUUCCACUCGGCCACUGCUUACCCAGCUUGACUGUCCCCAUCUCCCUUCCCAGCUGUGCUGAUCAUAUUAAUGUGAUUGGUUACAUGGUCUUGUAGUGUAGUUUACAUAAAAAUGAUAUUUUCCGCUAGACUGCUGCAGACAUCAAGGGUUAGUUAUUUUACAAUACCUGUCUGGUAAGGGAAAUGGGAGAGUCAAAAAGUUAUAUUAGGGGUGUGUGUGUGUGUGUCUGUGUGUGUAUAUGUGGGUAGGAGUGUGCCCUUGCACAUGAUGGAAAACUUUCAUGUAUCUGAUGAAAAUAUCUCUUUUAUUCUGAGUUCUUCCUCUUCUUCUCCCUUUGAAAAAGAAAAGAUAGCACAAAACUAAAUACUUACCUAGGAAAUGCAUUCAUAUUCCAACACGAUGUACUUCUAAUCCUACAAGUACUCCAGGUAGCUAUACAAUCCAUCAGGUAAGAAUCAGUGCACACUACAAGAACUUACUGUUCUUUUCUAUUCUUUCAGUAAAUCAGGGCCAGCUGAUAUGUAGCCCGUGUAUAUGUGAAUGGAAUUAGAUAAACCCCAUGGUCUCCUUACACAGAAUUGCAACUGACUUUUUUUUCCCAAUACCAAGGGCCAGCCUCAUAGCCCUUGGAGUUCAUGUGACAGAAUAUCCUUUUUCUAUAAACAAUGCUUGAAGAUGCUGCAAAUGACCCUCUGACGAUUUGGGAAGAGGAGUCAGAAUAGGGGUAAAUAGCUCCCUUUAAAUCUCAACCCCUAAUGCUGGCUGUGGGAAUUUUUGGUAUCAGCCUAUCUAUGCACUCUACAGCCAGAACUGGCAUUCAGCUCUUAGUUGCAUCUAGUAGAGAGGAUGGUGGAGCAUUCAAAGGAGGUGCAUUUCCCCCCCUCAAACAAGCAAAAGCACCUGUGCUAUACUGCAUAAAUAUCUCAUGUACAUUUGUAGUAAAGACUGACUUAGAUGUGUUUUGGUGCCUUUCUUGUGUUGUGAAAGGCAGAUAGAUGUUACAGUCAUAGGUUUUUGUUUUGUUUUUUCUAAAUCCAUAGUUGUAUUGCACACUGACCUUAACUCUCUCUGUAUGCUCCCUUGUUAUCCUGCAUGUUACAGUUGGAUUAUUGGGCAUGUGUAGCAGACUGCCUUGCUACAUCCUCAAUAUGUGUGCAUUAGUACAUAGCCACAAAUCCUUCAUCCUUUAAAAUGUUUGUCCGAUCAUCUCAUGAAAAUAAUUCAGGAAAUCUAUGGGGAAAAUAAUUAUAUUUUACAAAAGCUGUUUCCAAGUCUUCCUAAAACUUAGAUUAUAGAACCUAAUGGUUAUUUUGAGUCUAAUUGAUACAUUUCAAUUUAAUUAAAUAUUACCACCAUAUAUUUUACUAAUUGAAAUUAUAUAGCAUGUGACUCUUGGCUUUCAGGGUUUCUCAAAAAUAUGUACCAUUUUGUUGCAUGUACUGUAUGUAUAGAGGCAACCAGUUGUAGACUCAAUAUGGUUUUACUGUGCCUUACAUGAAGAGAAACUCUACAGAAUGUAUAACAUGGGGUGGGGAACGGAGCCUCUACUGCACUGUUAGGUGAUGGCACACAGCAUGUCCCAGAACAUUUCUGUGCUUAAUUACCCAACCAAAGAGAUCUAAAGUCUGUAUGUUGUACUGUAAUGGGGGGUUAUGCCUGGACAAUUAAGUGUUUUAUUUGUUUUCUGAAAUGAUGUGAACUUAUUUUUCUAAACACUAUGCUAAAUAAACUUUAUAUUUAUACAUAA
Messenger RNA from Mesocricetus auratus (golden hamster), 6206 nucleotides. RefSeq names its product SIX homeobox 4 (gene Six4). Gene Ontology annotation, biological process: regulation of transcription by RNA polymerase II. The transcript is spliced from 4 exons. Bases 96 to 2402 code for a protein of 768 amino acids. Lineage: Eukaryota; Metazoa; Chordata; Mammalia; Rodentia; Cricetidae. The record is from RefSeq and is a predicted model, not a curated record. Gene Ontology annotation, cellular component: transcription regulator complex; nucleus. Gene Ontology annotation, molecular function: DNA-binding transcription factor activity, RNA polymerase II-specific; RNA polymerase II cis-regulatory region sequence-specific DNA binding.